Yarrowia lipolytica CLIB122 is the source of this 960-nucleotide messenger RNA. RefSeq lists its product as uncharacterized. Lineage: Eukaryota; Fungi; Ascomycota; Dipodascomycetes; Dipodascales. The record is from RefSeq and is a predicted model, not a curated record.
AUGAAACAUUCGACCUUCACCCUAGCUGCGCUGCUGACGCUCGUGCACGCCCAGAACAACCCUCUGGUCGCCUCCAUCGCCCAAAAUGUCGUGGCUGGUAUUGUCUCAGCCAAAACAGACAACGACGUGUCUGACCAGCAGGCCACCUCCGAGAUCCAAAGUGUGGUCGACAUUGUCAGCGCCAACACUGACGUGCAGAACCUGAUUGGCAGUUUCGGAUCCCUGGCCGCGAACGGUGUCGACUCGUCGAAUUUCCCCGAGCUGCUAUCUAUGGCCACUGCCACUCUAAGUGCCUUUGAGGGCUCGCCUGACUUCUCGAAGGCCUCCGAGGGCUUUAAGAACGUGCUGACUCACUACAACGUGCCCGAGGCCAAGUCUAAUGUGGCAAACAAUCUCGCUCUCAUCAUCAACGCAGUCACAGUCGCUCUACCCACCCUCACCCCUGAACACAGCAGUGAAUGGGCGGCAGCAACUUCGCAGGUGAUGCAGCUGGCCUCUUCCUUGGGUCUCGAUGCGACCGCCGCCUCAAGUGCUGCGCCGAGCACUAGUGCUGCCAGUGCAGCUCCUAGUUCUAGUUCCAACUCUGGGGGAAACUCUGGGGGCAAUGCGGGUGGAGCAGCUGGAGGCAGCUCUGGAGGCAGCUCUGGAGGCAGCUCUGGAGGCAGCUCUGGAGGCAGCUCUGGAGGAUCCAGCAACUCUGGAACCAACUCCGGCUCCAAUGGUAACUCGGGAGGAAACUCGGGCGAAGUUACCACUGUUGUCGUUGGACCACCGGGCCAGUCUACUUCCAUCAGCGCUCGAAGCACAGUUACAGUCUAUGCCACUGGAGGUGGUAACGGACAGCCCACUACCAUCGAGAAACCCAAGCCCUCGCAACAAAACGGCAGCGGAUCCAGACUGUACAACGUGCGACUGACUGGCUUGGUCGCAAUUGCAGGCGUUGUGGUUGCUCUGAUCUAG